Molecule: messenger RNA, 2294 nt
Organism: Aspergillus steynii IBT 23096
Lineage: Eukaryota; Fungi; Ascomycota; Eurotiomycetes; Eurotiales; Aspergillaceae
Product: WD40 repeat domain-containing protein
Exons: 1
Coding region: 222-2084 (620 amino acids)
Biological process (GO): anaphase-promoting complex-dependent catabolic process; positive regulation of ubiquitin protein ligase activity; positive regulation of anaphase-promoting complex-dependent catabolic process
Cellular component (GO): anaphase-promoting complex
Molecular function (GO): anaphase-promoting complex binding; ubiquitin ligase activator activity; protein binding
Source: RefSeq, a predicted model, not a curated record
CUUCAUCCUCUUCCUUUUCUUCGGUAUAUACUAUUGCGUGCAUACUGUAUUGCCUCUAUUCGGGCUCAGUCUCUCGUAUUCAGCAUUCUAUUGCUGCAUCUUACGUCUCUGUUGCAUCUUCAGUCAGUAUCUUCCGGACACCGGACCUGGCCUGAAGCUUUUUCUCUUUCUACAUCUCAGGAUACCGGCUGGCUGGUCUGAGCAAAGUAUCAUAUACUAUCAUGGCUACUCCUACCGUGUCCACCCCGGUGAAAACCCACCAUGGCAUCUUUUCGAGCAAAACUGCCGGCGGCCGUAUGCCACUCACACCAUCGCCCCGUACUCGAGCGGGAAGCAUGACGUCAAACCACUCCUCUCCAUUCACGCCGCCUCGCCAGCCUGCGGAGACCGGCAAGGAUCAUAGCCGGCCUGUCUACGGCGGAAACCUUUCCUCCCUCUUUGCCAAGUCCAUGCCCAAGGCUUCCCGGGCCACAACCUACCGCGAGUCUCCCAAGUCCAACAUUGCUCGCACCCGCAAGUCUCCUCGACACUUGGAGCUCGGCGUUUCCGAUUGGUCUCUGACCGGUACUGGGCCUUCUUCGUCUCAGACUCCAUCCAAGGAGCGUCUGCGGAAAGACGUCUCCACUCGGACAAGGUCCGGAAAGACCACCGUCCGUAUUGCACACAACGCUGCGGAUCGGUUCAUCCCCAACCGUGCUGCAAGCGAAGGACUGGCCACGGCGGGUACAGCUAAGCCCGAAGAGAGCCACAGGCCCAAGACGAGCGGCAACGAGGGUUCUUCUGUCCUUGCCAGCGCGGCCAGCGCGUUUGACAUUGGGGGUCGAGGAUCCGACGAGGAUCUCACUGCAGCCCUUGAGAACCUUGGACUGGAUGACACUGAGACAUCUACAACUUCGUAUACCAGACCGGCACCGGAUGCAGUCGCUUAUGAAUCAUCUCUGGCCGACGCAUGUGGUGUGAACCUCAACACUCGUAUCCUUGCCUUCAAGCCGCCACCCCCAGAGUCCUCCAAGCCCAUCGAUCUGAGAGCCCAGUAUAACCGUCCCUUGAGGCCCUCUAAAUCCAAGUCUGCUCAGUUCCGGCGGAGAGUUCAGACGGCUCCUGAGCGUGUUUUGGAUGCGCCUGGAUUGCUUGACGACUACUACCUGAACCUUCUGGAUUGGAGCUCUGGCAACCAGGUCGCCAUCGGUCUGGAGCGCAAUGUUUACGUCUGGUCUGCCGAUUCGGGAUCCGUGGACUGCUUGCUGGAAACGUCUCCGGAUACGUACGUGAGCAGUGUCAAAUGGAGUGGCGACGGGGCCUAUGUCGGCGUUGGGCUUGGAACCGGCGAAGUGCAAAUCUGGGAUGUCGAAGAGGGCACCAAGCUUCGAAGCAUGUUUGGCCAUGACUCGCGCGUUGGUGUUAUGGGAUGGUCCAAGCACACAUUGUCCACCGGUGCCCGGAGCGGUCUGGUGUUUAACCACGAUGUACGCGUCGCCCAACACAAAGUGGCAGAGCUUGUUUCCCACACCUCGGAGGUCUGCGGUCUGGAGUGGAGGCCCGACGGCGCCCAGCUGGCCACCGGUGGCAACGACAACCUGGUGAACAUCUGGGAUGCGCGGUCGCUCAGCGCACCCAAGUUUACCAAGACCAACCACCGUGCCGCGGUCAAAGCUCUCAGCUGGUGCCCCUGGCAACUGAACCUGCUCGCCACCGGCGGUGGCUCGUACGAUCGUCACAUUCACUUCUGGAACACGACGACCGGUGCGCGGACCAACAGCAUUGACACCGGAUCUCAAGUGACUAGCUUGCGGUGGAGCAACCACUACCGCGAGAUCGUCAGCUCCAGUGGAUUCCCCGACAACUCUCUGAGUAUCUGGAGCUACCCGACCCUGGUGCGCAACGUUGAGAUCCCUGCGCACGAGACUCGUGUUCUGCACAGCUGUCUGAGCCCCGACGGUCAGCUUCUGGCCACCGCCGCGGCCGACGAGAGCUUGAAAUUCUGGAAGGUCUUUGAGCGCAAGGCCGGAACCAGUGCCUCCGCCUCUCGCGAGGGUGGUGUUGGCAGCAAAGCCCAGAUGACCAAGUCGAUGACCAUCCGGUAGACGACGGGUUGCCGGGAAUGGAGGGAGUUUCUUGUAUUCUUUUUUACUUUCGGGGUUUUUAAUAGUUGGAUAUCACGGGAUGGGAGUUUUUUUUUUGGGUCAUUUCACUAUUUGGCAGGGUGUUUGCAGGAGGACAGGGCGUUUGUAUUUAGAGUGAUAGCAGUAUCUGGGAGAGGAUGCUUGUACAGAAUCAUAAUCAUAUGGAUGCGU